Kalmanozyma brasiliensis GHG001 is the source of this 1983-nucleotide messenger RNA. RefSeq names its product Rab-GTPase-TBC domain protein. Gene Ontology annotation, cellular component: Golgi apparatus. Lineage: Eukaryota; Fungi; Basidiomycota; Ustilaginomycetes; Ustilaginales. The record is from RefSeq and is a predicted model, not a curated record. Gene Ontology annotation, molecular function: GTPase activator activity. The transcript has a single exon. Bases 1 to 1983 code for a protein of 660 amino acids. Gene Ontology annotation, biological process: activation of GTPase activity.
AUGGCGCCCUCAUCUUCUUGGCGUGGUAGCUCGGCCAGGAAGGCGGGCGAUUUCGACGAUCAGGCUUGGGGCAUUGAAUCCGACGACGAUGACUUUGUCACCCAGAUCGCACCACGUACCAACGUACCACGCAGCCUGAAGUCGUCCUCUCGCUCUUCGUCAUACUCCUUGACCGGCCAAUCGCAGCAGCAGCCUCAGCAAUCCAGCUCACGAUCCGAUCAACUUCGCAGGCAGCCUUCGACUUCCUCGCAGAGGAGCGACUCUUCCACAUCAGCAGCCGCCGUUGCAGCAACAACCUCGAUAGCGCGCCAAGGCUCACGCAACCGACGCACAAGCUGGACCGUCGUCGAUCAACAACGCGCCUCGCCUGAUCAUCUUGCCUCCGACCUCGCAGAGGCAGUCGCUUCAGGGCUCGCCCUUGAUCGAGGCAAAGACCUCCAUUCUGGAGCAAGCGGAAGCGGCUUCCAACUCGUUGACGAUGAUUCAAAAGCUGCAAGCUCAAGCGAGGCAGAAGAAGUGGACCUCGACACGGGCAAGACGGUUCGCCGGCGGCGUUCAUCGGCACGUAAACCCAAUCCAGGCUCGACCGAGGCAGAUCUACUCCGGCAAUCGUUGCGCAGCGAUCUAGAUCGCUUGGUUCGCGAUCCAGCGCAUGCUCUGACUCGCAUUGCCGCGGAGUGGGCCGCUCCUCCUUCUCGCAACUCCGGUCCAGCCACAGAGGCAGCUCCCGACUCUGCACCGCCUUUGACGACUACGAGCGGCAGAGGCGUAGCGCCUACGCCGACCGCUCAAGAGUUCACAUUCGACCCCAUCGCUGCAGCAGGAGACGGUCUCAUCAUGACCGGGCCCAGUUUUGUCGACACGGCAGCAGCCAGCCGCAGCAUCUCGAAUUCCUCAUCCUACGCCUCGAUUUCAGCAAAAGACGCUGCCGUGGCACUCCAAGACGACACAGACGGAGCGAGCAACGGAGCGGCUGGCAAAGGCGGCGCCACACGAAGACGCAGCGUACGCUCAUCCAGACGCCGACAGCAACUCCUUAGCUGUCUGUCCAAGCAGAGCGUCGACAUUGCUCAGCUUCGCACUCUGGCGUGGGCGGGGGUGCCAGAUGAGCUGCGACCCAUCGUCUGGCAACUUCUCUUGGGCUACUUGCCGGCGGUAGCGUCCGUGCGUGCUUCGACACUCUCUCGCAAGCGCGCCGAAUACGCAGCAGGCGUGGAGCUUGCCUUUGCAAAGGGCAUCGCAGCGCUCGAUCAAGGCAUCUGGCACCAGAUCCACAUUGACGUCCCACGAACUAAUCCAGGCAUCCGUCUCUGGCAGCGCGAAGCAACGCAGCGUGCUCUCGAGAGGAUCUUGUACGUCUGGGCCAUCCGACAUCCCGCCAGUGGCUAUGUCCAAGGCAUCAACGAUCUCGCCACUCCGUUCUUCCAGGUCUUCCUGAGCGCCUACAUCGAGUCGGAUCCCGAAUUGUUUGACGUGGCUCUGCUACCACCAAACGUGCUCGAGGCUAUCGAAGCGGACACCUUCUGGUGUCUCUCCAAGCUGCUCGAUGGCAUCCAGGACAACUACAUCUUUGCACAGCCUGGGAUCCAGCGGCAGGUGCGCCGUCUAGGAGAGCUGGUCGCUCGUAUCGAUGCGCCUCUGCACUCACAUCUGCAAGAAGAGGGCGUCGAGUACAUGCAGUUCGCCUUUCGCUGGAUGAACUGCUUGCUGAUGCGCGAGAUGAGCGUACGCAACAUCACACGCAUGUGGGACACCUAUCUGGCGGAAGGACCCGACGCAUUCUACGACUUUCACCUGUACGUCUGCUCGGUCUUCCUGCACAAGUGGACCGAUAAGCUCAAGACGAUGGACUUUCAGGGCAUCAUCAUGUUCCUGCAGUCGCUGCCCACACAGAGCUGGUCCGACAAGGACGCAGAGAUGCUGCUUAGCGAAGCAUUCAUGUACAAGACGCUCUUUGGCAACACGGCGCACCUGAACAAGUAG